GUAAAUUAAAAACGGUGGCUGAAAUUAGUGCGAUAGAUGAAAAUUAUUGCUAAACGCAGCCUUGGAUAUUGUGUGCUGUGUGCGUGUGACCCAGCGAGCGUUGCCUGACUUUUGGGAACUGGUCGCUUGGACUUGGAUUUCGACUUCUACUCCGACUUGGAUGUGGGGAUGGCUAUUAUGUGGCUGCCGCUUCUACUGUGCGCAGAUUCAGCUGUGAUUUGAUUUGUUGUUGCUGUGUUACUCUGUGUUAACCAGAAGUUGCUGCAGUUGGAGUUGGAGGAGCAGCAGCGUUACAGUUCGAUAAAAUCGGUCAAUGGAAACGGGCUUGUAAGCAGGUGCAAUUGCUAGAGACAAGAGACGACAGAGGAGAACUAAACAUGUCGCUAAAGAAAGAGACGCCCUCGGACGUGCAGCUGCAUAUGGCAGCGAUGCGGGGAGAUGAGGUGGCCCUGCUCCGGCUGCUGGACAGUGGAAAGGUACAUGUGGACUGCAAAGAUGAGGAUGGGACCACGCCACUUAUUUUGGCUGCCGCCGGUGGACACACAUACUGUGUGAUGGAGCUGCUCGAUCAGGGGGCUGAUCCGAACACGCGCCGCCUGACGGGCACAACGCCACUGUUCUUUGCCGCCCAGGGAGGACACUUGGACGUGGUGAAGAUUCUGAUGAAGGCGGGGGCCAAAGUGGACACGGCUUCCGCGGACGGGGGAACGCCCCUGUUUGUAGCCGCCCAGGGGGGCCAUGUGAAGAUUGUGCGUGAGCUGCUGGACUGUGGAGCAAAUGUGAAUGCUCAUAUGAAGGACCGUGCGACGCCUGUUUUCAUAGCGUCCCAGAACGGACAUCGGACAGUUCUUUCGCUGCUGAUCCUGGCCCAUGCGGAUAUCGAUAUCAAGCGCAUAGACGGAGCCACACCGCUCUGGAUAGCCGCCCAAAUGGGUCAGGAUCACAUCUGCAAGGUGCUCCUCCAGAACGGGGCCAAUGUGGAUACAGUGCGCUGUGACGGCGCCACCCCGCUCUUCAAGGCCGCCCACAAGGGGCAUGCGGCGGUCACCACAGUGCUGCUCAAGUACCGCCCCAAUCUGGGCCUCCUGCCCAACGGGGAGACGGCCUUGCAUGCAGCAGCUAUGUUCGGCCACAUGACCGUCUGCAAGCAGCUGGUCGCGGCCGGCAGCGAUGUCCUGCUGAAGAACCAGGAGGAUCUGACGGCGCUGGAAUUGGCGCACCAGCAGAAGUACACCUCCAUCUGUGAUUAUCUCCAGGAGCGGGUCCGAGCGAUUGUGGCACGAAAUUCAAAAACGAUGGUCCCGGCCACAUCUUCGGUUACAUCUACAUCUACGGUCACGUCCAUGCCGGCGUAAGAACAUACACAUAGAUGACAAACAGAUGAUGUCUCCAUGCCUCCAAAGUACCUUUAUGCACAAUACGUUGGCCUUUUUGUUUAUGGUUAAUCGAGAGAUUAGAGGAAGAGCAACAAUAGAAGGGACUGUGAAAUAGUAUCUUGAACCCGAAAAUGGUAUACAACUAAUUAUGUACAUAUUUACAUUUAUAUCCAGAACAUGGUUUAAAUAUCAGAGAAUAGGAAGCUCGUUUAAGAGUCCCCUCGUUGUGUUGCACGGUGUAAACGGAGAGGCCCAACAGC
Molecule: messenger RNA, 1636 nt
Organism: Drosophila persimilis
Lineage: Eukaryota; Metazoa; Arthropoda; Insecta; Diptera; Drosophilidae
Product: ankyrin repeat domain-containing protein 29
Exons: 5
Coding region: 378-1355 (325 amino acids)
Molecular function (GO): protein binding
Source: RefSeq, a predicted model, not a curated record